GGAACACCCUUUGGAGAAAGUGUUGGUUUGUUCAUUAUGAGGAACGCUGAUUACACAAUUCAUUAUGCUAUCUGUUGAAGCUUGUACAGAACGAACGUCAGUGAAAGUAAAUUAAGAUAUUUUAAUCCGAGACUUCGGCGUAUAAAAAGAUGAAGUCCAAAGUUCUGCCGGUGGUAUUCGCGAUUUGCUUUUCGCUUGUACAAGGAACAAGUGCGUUAAUAGGAGGCGCAACAAAAAUUAGCACUUUACAGCACAAAUUGAUUCAAGACUUGUUAGACAAUUAUGACAAAGAUUCCCAUCCUGGCGGCAACUCGACGGUGAUGGUCACUUUAGGCGCAAAGCUGGCGCGUCUUGUCAAAGUGGAAGAAGUCAACAAUGUUAUCAAAGCGCAAUGGUGGAUGAAGCAGGUAUGGUACAAUCCCGAUCUAAAGUGGAACAAGUCACAUUAUGGAAACAUCGACACCGUCUUUGUCGAGCCGCGAAGAAUCUGGGUACCAGAUGUACUUCUCUACAACAAUGGUGAUGAAAAAGUAGAUGCCGCCGGAGGAGUAGAAAAAUUUAAAACAAAGAUCAAAAUCGAGAGCAAUGGAAUGCAGUCAUGGUUAGCGCCAACAAUCUUUACGAGUAUGUGUAAAAUGGACAUAAGAUACUUUCCAUUUGAUGAACAGUUUUGUGAACUACAAUUCGGUUCGUGGUCUUACGAUAGCAGAAAGAUCGACCUUCAAGUCGAUCAAAACGAAACCAAAAUACAUAAAGAAGUCUAUCAAGAAAACAAUGAGUGGAAAGUCACUUCGGUCACCGCGAAAAAGCGCUCGAAACGUUAUCCCUGCUGCAAGUAUCCCUACACAGAUAUCCUUGUAAUACUACACAUGCAUCGACGGUCAUACCACUAUGUUGUUAACCUUGUUUUCCCCUGUGCUGUAAUUGCCGCUAUGGUUUUCUGUACAUUUCUUCUACCUGCGGAAUCUGGGGAGAGAAUCUCGCUAUGCAUCACGGUACUCAUGGCUAUGACGAUAUUCCAGGAACUGACGUCAGAAAAAUUACCUGCGUCAUCAGAGGGCUUCAUUUUGAUUGGUGAGAUCUGA
Messenger RNA from Exaiptasia diaphana, 1085 nucleotides. Its product is annotated as neuronal acetylcholine receptor subunit alpha-7. NCBI's taxonomy places the organism in Eukaryota, Metazoa, Cnidaria, Anthozoa, Actiniaria, Aiptasiidae. Bases 150 to 1085 code for a protein of 311 amino acids. Gene Ontology annotation, molecular function: neurotransmitter receptor activity; extracellular ligand-gated monoatomic ion channel activity; transmembrane signaling receptor activity. The record is from RefSeq and is a predicted model, not a curated record. The transcript has 7 exons. Gene Ontology annotation, biological process: nervous system process; monoatomic ion transmembrane transport; signal transduction. Gene Ontology annotation, cellular component: membrane; synapse; neuron projection.